This is a messenger RNA of Notolabrus celidotus (New Zealand spotty), 1440 nucleotides long. RefSeq names its product outer membrane channel protein CpnT-like. Lineage: Eukaryota; Metazoa; Chordata; Actinopteri; Labriformes; Labridae. Bases 1 to 1353 code for a protein of 450 amino acids. The transcript is spliced from 6 exons. The record is from RefSeq and is a predicted model, not a curated record.
AUGUGGAAAAGUAAUGCCUUGAGCAAAACCCUGGCUCGGCCUCCCCUCCGGCGUGCCCACAACAGCCCCGGACUGGAAUGUGGGCCGCAGAUCCCCUUCCACUCUUCCUCCUGUGACGACGUGUGGGAGAACGGAAGUGGCCUAGUACGCGGCCAGCCAAGGGCAGAUUACCGUGAGCGUAGUGGCUGGGGCCACACCUGUGUUGGGCUGCUCUUGGGGGAGAAGGCCGCAGCCGCAGCCACAUCUACAUGUGAUGCUUCUUUGUGGCCUGGUGAUGAUUCUGAACUGAUUGCUGCAAGCCAGGCGGUGGAGGACCAGCUCCAGAGUCAGUCUCGGCCCGCAGAGAGGACUAAGGAGGCAAAGUCCACUGCUGUCCAGUCUCACCCAGAGUCCACUGCUGUCCGGCCUCACCUGGAGUCCUCUGCUGUCCGGCCUCACCCGAAGCCCUCUGCUGUCCGGCCUCACCUGGAGUCCUCUGCUGUCCGGCCUCACCCGAAGCCCUCUGCUGUCCGGCCUCAGCCAGAGUCCACUGCUGUCCGGCCUCACCCGAAGCCCUCUGCUGUCCGGCCUCACCUGGAGUCCUCUGCUGUCCAGCACCAGCCAGAGUCCUCUGCUGUCCGGCCUCACCUAGAGUCCUCUGCUGUCCAGCCUCACCUGGAGUCCUCUGCUGUCCGGCCUCACCCGAAGCCCACUGCUGUCCAGCACCAGCCAGAGUCCUCUGCUGUCCGGCCUCACCUAGAGUCCUCUGCAGUCCAGCCGGAGUCCUCUGCCGUCCAGCCAGAGUCCUCUGCUGUCCAGCCAGAGUCCUCUGCUACCCGACCUCACUCAAAGUCCAAGUCCAAAGCUGCCCGGCAUCAGCACUCAGAGACCCACGGCGACCAUGCUCCUUCCACAAGCAGUGCUGAUUUACCUCCUCCAACUGAAGCCUCUGUUGAGCUAGAGGGUUGGGUACGAAGCUGGGAAGAAACCAAUGGCAUCCCAGCGGCCGACAUCACUUGGCUCAAAGAGGAUCCAGAAAGAGGGCUGUUCACACCCGUCCAGCACUUUAAAGACAUUGCUGGACAGAUAAAGAGGCGACGGGUGAUGAAAUCAGACCGCAUGUGGUUUUACCCACCAGAAUCUCCUGGUUACAUCAGCGGGGGUCUUCCGUCACUGCAGGCCUUCUUUCGGAGCCGUGUCUUUGUGUGGCGGCCUGUUGGAGUGUGGAAGUACUCCCUGAAGUGUCCUAGAGGGGGAGAGUGUGUGGGUAGUGGACGCAACGUGCACCUCUACAAAUCUGGCUACCACACACGGGUACGUCACAUCUGUGAUGUGUCUGGCUGGUACACGAUUGUGACCGAGGUCCUGUGCUGAUGACCAUGCACAAAGGCAGCCAGAAAGGGAGAAGGCGGCACGGUGGCUCGGUGGCUUGCGUGGGAUCCUGCUGUUUUAUCACAGCUC